This is a messenger RNA of Cynoglossus semilaevis (tongue sole), 1205 nucleotides long. Its product is annotated as galanin receptor type 1. The record is from RefSeq and is a predicted model, not a curated record. Lineage: Eukaryota; Metazoa; Chordata; Actinopteri; Pleuronectiformes; Cynoglossidae. Gene Ontology annotation, molecular function: G protein-coupled receptor activity. Gene Ontology annotation, biological process: G protein-coupled receptor signaling pathway. Gene Ontology annotation, cellular component: membrane. The transcript has 7 exons. The coding region runs from base 1 to 909 and encodes 302 amino acids.
AUGUCCAUAGAACAUGUGUGGCCAGAGGGUGAGAAGUGGCUCCUGGUGUCAGUACUGGCCCUAGAGAUGGUGAUGGGAAUCAUUGGGAACUCGCGUGUCAUCGUCCUCUCUUGUGUUCAGUGCAGGGGUCAGUUCUGCUGCCAUCACUGGCUUCCUUUCGUCAGCCUCACUCUGUCGGAUCUAGGUUGCUCCCUCCUCAUCAUCUCCGGCUCCCUGCUGGCAAUGCUGACAGGAGGUCAAAGGUCUCCGUGGUGUGAGGUUGUCAGUCUUCUGAAGUUUGCCUUCAUCAGCUCCUCUAUAGGCAGCAUAGCUAUCCUCUGUGUUCAGCGGUUGAUUGGCAGAACGUCCACACGAGGCGCUCUCUUUCUUUUCUUGUUGACCGGGUGCUUGGCUGCGUGGGUGACCGGGGUGGUGUUUGGGAGCGUUCCAGUCAUCUACGCCUGGAUCAGGUACGACAGCGCUGAAAUGCUCUGCGCCGUCUUCUGGGAGACUAACUACUCCGACAUGAUGGUCUACAUCCUCUGUGCCUUCUCCAUCUGUAUCUUCCUCCCCUUCCUCCUCAUUCUUGUCUGCUCUUUGCUGAGCGCCGCAGGCUGCUGCUCAGCUUCUGACAGUGACGACGAGGACACCGACCUGUCUGCCGUGAGCCCCCUGCUGGUGGCCUGCUACGUCCUUUGUUACUCUCCCUUCGUGAUGUCUGAGCUGAUCCUGCUGGGUAGACAGGACCUGUCCCCGGCUCCCACCUGGUUGAGGACGGUGUCAUCGGUGAUGUCGUACCUGGACUGUGCUCUGAAUCCACUGAUCUACUGCUCCCACCAGGAUUUCAGGGAGGCGGGUCUGGCCCUGCUGUGGACCAGCAGGAAACUUUCAGCCCAGGAUCCGGUUCUCACUGCUGUGACCAAACCAUGAUGUGAUGUGAGUUUUCGAGAGGGAGUGAACAAAAAUGUGAUGAUUAUUGGCAGAAAUAAAAUGAAUAAAACCAACGUUAUUGUUUGUAUGAGUGCAGAGUGGCUUUUUAUUCAAAUUCAUCUGUUUUUCUUUGUUAUUAAAGCUCGUUGUCUUUGGUAAAAAUGAAGCAAAAAUAACUGCUGUUCACACAGCCACAGACCACACAUUAGCCACAAAUACGUCCCCAAAAAUAUGCAGCAUUUGUGCUUAAAAACUUCAGUUUAACAUGCGUUGUUGAUGUAUGAAAUAGACCAGGG